This is a messenger RNA of Petromyzon marinus (sea lamprey), 2593 nucleotides long. RefSeq lists its product as uncharacterized. The record is from RefSeq and is a predicted model, not a curated record. Lineage: Eukaryota; Metazoa; Chordata; Hyperoartia; Petromyzontiformes; Petromyzontidae.
GUUGGGGGACUUCGUCACGUGCUCAGAGCCCCGCCCCGCUGCCGAGGCGUGUUGCCUUGUGGCGUGGCGAGCGGCCGCGUUUGUGAGAUCGAGGAAUACCAGUCGGUGAUUAUCAUGUCCAAAAAAGGCAAGCCAGAGGAUGUAUGGUCGCAACAGGAUACAGAUCUCUUACUAGAUCGGAUGGCAGCCUGCUUACCCGCUGAUGUGGAAAAAUUAAAGUAUCAGACGUCUGUGUCCAGACUAGACUGGGAAAUUAUCAAGUUUGGCCCAUACAAUGCUGCACAGUGUAAAGAAAAAUGGGGAGAAAUAUGUGGAAAGAUUUCUUUGCAUCGUACCUUGCGUGAGAUCGUCAGGGACGCUGAACGUCUGGUGAAGUGCGAUGGAGAGAUUAAGCAAUGUAAAGCUCGUAAAAAGAGUGCAAAGGCUCUAAAGGAAAAUACUGAGAUCUUGGAUUUGAUUGGUGACAUUGGAGGGGCUCAAUCAUCACCCACGACUGCAUUUAAUCUGUGGUGUGAGAAAUCCAAGGUUACUCUUCUGGUGAAGAACCCAUCUAUGUCUGAAAAUGUGUUAAAAAAGACCCUUUCAGAGAAGUGGACAGAAUUGCCAAAUGAUAAAAAAUUGUGCUGGGUAAAUAAAGCUUUGAAGAUUCAGCAAAGCACAUGUGUGGAAAACAAAGUUGAGGCUUCAGGCAAAACAAGUAAUGUCCAUAUACCGUUUAUAAACAAAAUGUUCCAAGCCAUGAAGGAGAAAGGUCUCGAUUCAGAUCUCCCGAAACAGGAUAUAGUACGCAUUAUUUUAAAAACCUGGAAACAGAUGCCAUUGGAAGUUAAGAGAAAAUACUACCCUGAUUACAAGAUUGAUACAAAUCAAUUUUGGGAAGCAGUGCCAGAGGCACCCCCUUCUGCAAAGGAGCUGUACAUCCAGAAAAAGCUGCCUUUGCUAUUGCGCAAGAAUCGGGCAAACCAGGCCAAAGCUUGGAGCAUUGCGGAGGAAAAGUGGCAGACGCUUUCAAACAGCAGUAAACGUGUUUACAAAGCACAAGCAAAGGAGAAGAAACGGAUAUAUGAGAAUGAGCUGGAAAAGAAUGCCUCGCUACGACAGCUCGCAAUGCAAAGAAAACGUGCACCCUCAAGCUUCUCCGUGUAUAGUAAGAUGUCUGCAGACACUGUGCCGGAGUUUUUGGGAAAUAAAAAAUUGAAUGUAUUGACGCACCUGUGGAGCAACGUAGAGCAAAAAGCAGAUUACAUCAAAUUUGCACACACUGCCAAAAUCGACCAACAGGCGAUGGAACGGCUUGCCCUGCAGAUAUUGCCCCACAAAGAACGCGUUGCACUUGAAACGAUGUGGGAGAUGAGAAGAAAAAGAAAAUUUGUGCACUCCAGCAAGAAAAAAAAGUGUACGAAGAAGACUAAUAAUGAAGUGGAUGAGGAGGAGCAUGCCACAGACUGAUUUGUUGGUCGCAGUAAUAUCUGAUGCAUUCUCACAUGGGGAGUAAGCAUCUUGGUCCGCUUUGCAGAAUGUCAACUUGAAGAAUAAGACAUUUUUGCUUGCUGCAGUAUCAAAAGUCAUUUUUCCCAUAUUCUGUUUGACACUUGUACCAUAAGAUGUGAAAAAACAGCCUUGAACUUUAUAUUUUUAUUUAAAUUAACACCCAGAACAGUCAGUCCCCUGUUAAAUACCCAAUUUAACCAUCUAAGCCCCCUCAACCGCUGUUAAAACGGUAAACCAAAUAGUUUUCUUAACUGCAGCAGUGCAAAGGCUACACAUCUCACAGGAAUCACACAUGCCAACUGCACAUACAACAUACCAUAUGUUCUUGAAAAAUAUCGUACCCUUAACCAUGUUAACUUGUAAAUGCUACUGACCGUAUAGGUACAGCAGCAUAUUUAACCGAUGAUACCUUCAGUCAAACUCAAUUAGAGUUAAAACGAACUUGCAUUCCACCCUUUACAAAAUGACCACUGAUUGCAUGAAUGCAAAAAUAGCAGCUCAUAAGUUUUCUUAUGUCAGUUCAGUGGCAUGGUUUUGGUUAAAUCUCUUCGUUGGCUAUUUUUGUCAUGUGCAUUAACACCAUUAGUUUGCAUUUUGUUGAUGCUGUUGUAAAAUGUAUUCAAUAAAAUGGUAUUGACAUCUUCAGUAGAUUAUGCAUGGUUGCCACAGGCCUCAAGCAAUUCAUGUAAUUUUCUGCAGAAUAUAUUAGGGCCUCAGAUGUAAAAUGUACAUUUUUAGUGUUAAAACAAAUCCCAAAGUGAACUUUAAUUAUUGUUAAUUUUGUUAUGACCCAUGGAACAAAUGCAAAUAUUUGUUCACAACACUUAGUAUGCAUAUGCUGGUGAUAAGGCAACUUACUGAUAACAUUAUAAAUUCCUUCAUGCAGAAAGAAGCAGCUUCUAAACUGAAUGUUCUCCGAACAAGGUAUUUGCAGUGCUUCACACUUUGAGGCUGCAAGAAAGCAUUGGCCAGGUUCUGCAUGAGCAGAUGGAAAGAUUGUCUUUGUGAAUAAAACAAGACGGUGCCAAUUUUACCAAAUGUAACAUUUACACAUUCAGAAAUCUUUUUUCAUUCAAAAUGGUAAUAAAAUAAGUUAAUUCAA